Molecule: messenger RNA, 2662 nt
Organism: Lates calcarifer (barramundi perch)
Lineage: Eukaryota; Metazoa; Chordata; Actinopteri; Centropomidae
Product: caspase recruitment domain-containing protein 8
Exons: 10
Coding region: 1-1626 (541 amino acids)
Biological process (GO): regulation of apoptotic process
Source: RefSeq, a predicted model, not a curated record
AUGACGUUCUGCCCGCAGCUCCUAGCUGCCACCUCCACAAUGGAGGCCUUUAACAAAGUCCAUUUGGACUCCACAUCCCAGACCCUCCCCUGGGAUGCAUGUGCACACACAACAGCCAAAGUCCUCCCCUUGUUGAACUGCACUCACAUAGAGGUGACCCUUCUGUUCCCCAAACAAAACUCCAACACAGCAGCGCUUAGUCGGGGGGGUUGUGAGUAUCCCCACACCCGCCUGGCGCCUCUCUCUCUGAGUAACUUUGGAAAAGGAAAGAGCCCAGCCCCUCUCCAGAAGUUUGGUUCCAGAGCCCCACGAUGUGCGUAUAGGUUGGAGAACUGUGAGUCAGAGGAAGGGGUGUUUAAAGCUUCCAGAGUCAAAACAUGUGAUCCUGACAUCAGACUGGACCCAAACACCGCAGACACAGAGUUGGGUGCAUCUGUGGAUGACACAAAGAAGCUGGUUGUAUCUGAGGACAAUGCAAAGAAGUUGGAUGCAUAUGAAGAUGAUGCAAAGCUGAUGGAGCCUCCAUCAAACUUCACACCUGACCAGCAAAUUGAAUCUACACAAGUCUCAUACAGGUUCAGGUGUCCUGGUCCAGGUGGGUUCCAGUGUACUUCAACUAGAUUGGUGUUUGUUGUGGCUCUGGAGGCGCAGCUCUUCUACAGGACUGUCCAAUGGGAUGAGAGCCAACUCCAAUCAGCUGGAAAGAUGGCUGCAGGGCCUCUGUUUGAUAUCCAGUGUCCUGAGGAUGCUGUCAGUGAGCUCCACCUCCCACACUGUGAAACAAAGGAUGCGCUGCAGGUUGAAGGCCUGCUGUCUGUCGUCCACAAGACUGAUGAUGGAACAGAAAUCUUGGAGCCAUUGGAGAUCACAGAGACUCAUGUGGUUGUGAAGGUUCCUCACCUCUCUGCCUUUGGGCUGGUCAGAGAUACAGUUAAAUGGUUACUGAGAAUGCCAGUAAACUGCAAUGUUCUGCCUUUCCUUCGACCUCCAGUUAGAGGGCCUCCAACACUCGAUGUACUUCUGCUGCCAAACAAUGUCCCUCUGCCAGAGGUUGAGGCCCAACGAAGAGGUGCUGAAUACAUGGACGUCACCCCUUCCUGUAAACUGUGCAUUGGUCAAAGUUACAGUGUCCACUGUGAACCUGAGGACUUAGAAAUACAGCCUAAGCAUGCAGAGUUUCUCCCAAAUUAUGGACCAAAUUACCUUCCAACAUUUAAGGUAUUUCUGACCUCAAACCCAGAGGAAGUGACUUUGAUGGUCCAAGACCAAGAGAGGACAGAAGUCUGGAAAUCUAAAAUCUAUUUGACAGGUCCUGAUCUAGCAGGGAUUCUGAGUGUCCCAGCAGGGACUCUGAGUGUCCCACCAGAAAAGAAGCUGAAGUCUGUUCGGACUCAGUUUAUCAGCAGAGUGUCUGAACCUGUUCUACGUAAGCUGCUGGAUAAACUCCUGGAGCGUGGGGUGAUAACUGAUGAUGAGAUGGAUUUAGCUGGAACAGCGAGCAGGGCAGACAAAGCUCGAGCGGUGAUCGACACGGUGAGAAGAAAAGGAUCAGAGGCCAGUUCAGCUCUGAUCUCUGUUCUCUGUGAGGAGGAUCGAUGCCUUUCAACAGAACUGAACUUAACGUGAAGCAGGAACAGUGUUUAUCAGGCUGUUUCUGUCUGACACCAACACAUCUGGUAGAAACCUUCAAACUCUCUAAACAUGAAUCAGAGUCACCUGCACUGUAUAGGGGUGGGAAUCUCAGGGCACCCCACGAUUUGAUUCGAUAUGAUUGUGAUUUAGAAGGCUGCAGUGCCAUGAUCUUUUAAAAUCAGUAUGUUCGCAUACUCUCAAAAUCCUACAUUUACAUUUACAUUUUUAAUCAGAUACUGUGUUUGAUGUUUUGUCAGUUCUUGUACCCUCAUCCUGAAGGAGCUAUUCUUCAUUCACAUGUAUUUUAAUGUCUCCUCCUCCGGAGGCAUUAUGUUUUCAGGUUGUCCGUCCCAUUCUCAUGAAUGCAAUAUCUCAGUAACACAUUGCGAGUUUCUUCAAAUUAGUUACAAACAUUCAUUGGACUCAAAGAUUAACUCACUAGAAAUUGAUGGUCAACAUCACUCUGACUGCACAAAACACGUUUUUGACCAUAACUCAAGGAUUCACACACAAAUGAACUGUAGGUGGACUGGUUGGUGGAGGACUGACUACUUUACAAGACAUGGAGGCUGCAUUUGUUUUCUAUUUAAAUAUAAAUUUUGAAUGAAUUAAUUCCACAUUAGCAAUCAAAACAGGUUUUCCUACAAGAGACCAAUGUAGUAUUUUUAUAUAUACUUUGAGUAAUACGUAUGUGUUACUUUCUGCUCAUCAGCUAGAAUUUUAGGGUUUAUUUUAGGGUUUAGUUUUUCAUCCCUGGGAAAAGAUCUGUUGAUGGUCAUAUUGACAUUAUACCUGCAGUGUUAUGUAAAAGACUGAGGCUGUAAACAGCAACAGUUAAACUAAAUUCACUGGCUAUUUCCUAGGUGUCUUCUUUGGAAACCAGUCUUUAUUGUAUAAUCUCUAACUACUGCCUCUGAUUUGAAUUAUUCCUAUUUUUAAUACUGUUUUUAUAGAACAUUUUAUCCUACUGAUGUAAAUUUAAUGUCUGUGAAAGGUGCUAUAGAAAUAAACUUUACUUUAUCGUGGUGAA